CUGAAAACAAGAAGAGGAACCCUCCUUGCUGGUAGAAGUGUCACACUGGCACUUGAUUUCUCCAUUUUCUCCUAGUUCUGGCUCAGCACAUCCUCAGCGUGCACGUAUCUGUCCUGAGUGCACAGGAUGACUCACUGCUCGUCUCCUAGAGCUCUUUCACAAACUAAGCUAGGAAAAUAAUAAUCAAUUUAACGAUCUCAGUGAAGCCAAAGUCCAGGAGGGACCAAUGUAACCAAGGAGAAGUGUUUUAAAAUCAACAGGCUGUUUUUCCUUGGUGUGUUUCAUCUAAGCCUCACACACAUACACAAAAUCACCAAACCAACAAAUUAACCACACCAUGAUUUGAGCAACACAAAGCUGCCGAAAAUGCUGAGAAUUAUAAGCACUGAGAUCCAGAUUAUCUCUUCCUACAGAGCUAGAGCUUGGUCACAACUCUCCAUGGCACUGUAACCCCCUCCCCCCCCCCCAUCAACAGCAUCGCCCACAGACUGUGUGGACAGACAGAGGAUUUGAAGGAAGACUUCUGCUGCACAUAAAAUCAGUUAAUGCCAUGACCACUAACCAAAAACAUACCAAGUGUUCAGUAGAAACCUAAACCAGAAAGGACAGCUCAUCUGAUGAACCAUUCCAGCCUCUUCUUUCACGGCUUCCUAAAACUUCAUGUGUGCUAGAACUGCGCUUUGAGGGGACAGAGGACCAUUCAGUUUAAUGCUAAUUGUGGUGCCUUUGGUACAUCAGUUGUUUGUCACCAAGCAGAGUCAUUUUGCAGUACUUUUUUAAGCAUAAGAAAAGUCCUUCCCAGACAAAUUAGAGAUGGCGAGUACUCUUAUCUCAGCCAAGCUCCCCCCUGAUGUAGAUCCAACAAAAGCUCCUAUUGCAUUUGGGAGGAGAGCUCUUCCUAAACUGAGUAGAGAGAUACAAUCUCCUGAGCUGCUGACUCAGCAACGGGCAUUGAUGGCACUCUGUGAUCUGGUCCACGACCCAGAAAAUGUCUACCAGGCAGUCCAAAUAGGUUUCUUGGAGAACUUGAAGACCUUGCUGCUGCAUCACGAUAGUACUGUCCGACAGAAGACAACAGAAAUUCUCUACAUAAUGGCAAUGCAUAAUGUUGGCAGGCAAGGGUUGAUACAAAAUGCAGUAAUACCUGUCCUCACUGAACUUUUGGAUGACCCAGAAGACAUCUGUCGGAAGAACACACAUCAAGUGCUUGACAUGAUGGCCAAGUUACCUGAAGGGGCUGUUGAUAUCCUGCAUGCCGGUUUGAUUCCCUUACUCGUGGUCAGACUGAAGACUGAGUCGGAUGAAAUCCAGGAGUUAAUCCUAGGCACACUCUCCAACUGUCUGCGCAUGGAAGCUUCUGAAGCUCUGGCAACUGAUGCCAUCACCAUUCUGAAGGAAAAGCUCACACAUCCCUCAGCAACCAUCAGAAACAAAGCAGCUCAGGUCAUUUUAGAAAUCGGUACCCAUCCAGAGGGAAAAAGCACAGUGUGUGAAGAGGUCAUUCCACUACUGGUGAGCCUGUUAGAAGAUACAGAUCCUGAAGUCCAAGCUAGUGCAGCAGGCGCACUGAUGUUUGCUACCAUUAAACCUAAGGGUAGAUGCUUAGCCCUGCGUGCUGAAGCCAUUCCACGGUUACUGAAGUUGGUUGCUGUGGAAAACAGCAAAGCCCGUCUGAGUGCAAUCAAAACCCUCACCAUGCUGGCAGAAGUAGCUGAGGGUCGCAGGAAGCUCCUAGAGCGUACAGACAUAUUUCAGCAGUGCCUGAGGGACCCCAGCGAGGCAGUGAAAAGAGCCGCCGAAAUUGCCAUCAGAGUCAUCCGAUGGAAACCUUUCUGAAGAUGUGGUAUUUCACAGAGAUCUAUUGCCCUCUGUUGUUGCCUUGCUGUAAAAGUUGCAUGAUUAUAUGCAACAUUCAAAAGCAAAACUCUAUUGUUCUUUCCUCCUAAAAAAAAAUCAUUUGUCAACAGUCUUACAUCUGUGUUACGGGUCACAAGGAAAGUAAUGGGGAAAAAGAAAAGCUAGCAAGUCCAGAAUUCUCCACCAGGAGUUAUUUCCUGAGGUACCAUUCCAAGAUUUUCCUGAGAUAUAAGAAACUGGCUCUCUCUCUCUUUAUAUCUAUAUCUAUGUAUCCGUAUAUCUAUCUAUCUAUCUCAGCCUGUCAGGCACUAAUCUUUAACUAAUUAUAUUAAAAAGAAAGGUUCAUAAUUAACCUCCUGUCCAUGCUAAGAAAAUGACCUAACAACAGGAAUUUAUAGGAGUUUUGCUGCAAAAAUAUGUUGAGCACAGGAUUAGAACCAUUUAGAGCAUCACUGCUGAAAAAGCGAUGGCAAUGUCACAGACAUUUCUGGGGUAACACUUGGUAACACUGUACUGGGGACAGAGACCCUAAUAGGGGAGGCUCUGUUUGGUUACAGUAUGGAAGAAACAUGCCUCUACUUCUGUGCUAUUACCUGGCACUUUGUAGUUUUGUACAGCUGUAGUCUGUCCUCUGAUGAAGAAAAUCAACACAAUGCAGGUGUUGUGCCAGAAUGGAGGAGUUCUACUGUUGUGGCUCAUUUUAAAGGGAUGGAAACAGGUCAAGAGGAAAGUCAACCCUAUACAGUUUAGUCCAAGAAGAGUUGCACAAGACAGUCUCCAGAUGUUCCUUCCAUUAGAAUUCUGUGAUUAACGGCUGUCUGAGCAGAGAGAUGAGGAGAUAAACAAAACAGAACUGAAAAUGUCAGUUCCCUACUUUGCAAAAAACAUGUAUUUUUUCUCCUUUUUUCCACACUUUUUUUCUAAUUCAAUGGUUUAAAAAAAAAAAAAAAAAGACUUUAUAGAAUUGAAUAUAACAUCAAAAGUUCAAGCUGUCUGAAGCAAGCUUAUCCAAAAAGACAUAAAUUGCCUGAAGGAAAAUAAGGCAGUUUCUGAUUUUAGAGCUGAUGAGCAGUUGAAACUGGGGAAUUUCAGUAGCAUUUUACUCACCAUGUAGUCAAGGUAGAUCACUACUGAUAUUGCAGACUUCUCUGCAUUUGCUAGUGGGUAACAUAAGAAUCAUCAACAGAAGGCCUGGCAGGACAAAUCCUGCCCACUAGAAGUACUCAAGACAAGAAUGACCCAACUUCACAGGAAAUCCCACAUUUCCACUCAGGUUUUGCAGUUCAGUGGCAUUCUUCUAGAUACAAAUUACCAUGGUUAAAAAGAAGCUGCACCACCCGCACAGAAGGGGUUGUUUGUCAUGCUGCACUUCCACUGCAGGAGCCCAGUGUUCCUCCCACUGUAAAGCACAAUCUUAUACUAGCCACUGUAGGUGUGAUUAAAGUGAAAAGAUUUUUCUUCCAUAACCUAACCAGAGGGAGAAUUUCCUCUCCUACAAAUAUGUGAUUUAAAAGCAUUGAAUCAGAUGGAUUCAUUCCCUCUGGGCAGGGUCUUGCAGGGGCUUUGCCUUUUCAGCACACUUUAUGUACAUAAGGCACUCACAUGUAACAGAUAUUGAUGCCUGAGUGCAUCCAGUUCAAUAAGAGAGAGACAGGCAGCUUAAUAACAGGGAAACCGUUCAGCAAAGGACUGGGGAACAAGAGAGAACAGUAGUUUCACCUACAUUUACAAAACUGCUGCAGGAAAAUGCAGUAACAAUCAUUUUAGCUCAAGCAUCUGUCACAGCCCUCCCCCCUGUAAUUCAGGUAUCGCAUUUCAGUGAGUUAGCAAAAUAAUUAUCUUGCUCGGUUGUAGGAAUAAGACCAUCCAGACUGAACUGCUGUGACAAGAAGAAAUUUAGCUGACUCGGACCUUAAGUACCACAUCUGAGCAUCUCCCUGAUAAUUGCUUUAAAGAACAGUAUGAUAAUAAGAUUCUGGCAUGGUGUCUGUGCCUUGUCUUACUUACAUGCACAGUACAAGAGCAGAGCAAAGCCUUAGCUGAGAUCUGGAGUGAGAGUGCCAGCCUCUUCCUGAAUCUCCCUGCUUAGGCAGUGACUGGAAGGCAGAAUAUAAGCUUAAAGCUCUGAGACACUAGUAAGGAAAUAAAGUAAUCAGGAAUAACUCAUUGAAAAAGACUUUAAAAACAAAGAAAAAGAGAAGUGAGUGGCAAAAAACCUGAAAUAUUCAGAUUUACCCAGAAUGUGUUUGGAAAAGAAAAACAAGACAACAAAAGCCUAAUGGCAUGAACACAAAUUAUUGGGUAAAAAAGAACUGAGUAGAAAAUACACAGAACAUGGCUGGAUUUUUUAGGUUUUGAACUCUCAGUAUUUUUACUUUUCAUUGUUAAAACUUUCAUUCUAUAAUUUAGCAUAUAAUCACUUAAUGACUUUUCUCACCUAAAAUGAAAAAAAUCCUUAUGAUUAAGGAUUUACUUUCUCCUCUGGAGUACAUUACUUCUUGAAACAGAGAACAGGAUGUAUUGAAGUUACACUAACACUAAUGUGUAAGUUAACCCAAGGUAUCCUUUGAUCUUAGCAAUACUUUUACUUCCGUCAGUUGUUGCUUAAUUGCUGAGUAUCACCUGGUCCUUAGGGCAGAGCACAAAAAGAAAAAUGCAUAUGAGACUUCUUCUACGAGUGACAUUCUGGUGAAAUGGUCACCUAUAACUGCAAGUCCAGUGGUAGGAAUAGUUUUGGUCAUAUUCCCCAUGAAUUUCCCCAGCAAGACAAUGACACUGAUGUUAUGUGAUCCUAAAUGGACAACCCAGAGAAUAGAGGGAUUUCUAGGGGCAUUCCAACCUAUAUUCCAUGAUUCCACAUCACAGAUUUAGUCCUAGACAUGUUUGUUGUGUUCCUUACUUAUGAGGAGUGGCAGGGUGACCCACAGCUAACUGCCCACUUUGAGAUGAGCCAACAGCCCUUAAUUUGCAAGGCCUGGCAAUUAAUUGGCACUCCAGACGUCAGUAAAAUGAUUGGAUGGAUCAAAGAAACACAGCAACAUGACUGACAAACGCUUCCCUUUGGACUGACCUAACUUUCAGUCAAUUAUACUCACUAAUAAAGUUGCAACAGACCCAGUCACCCAAAUGUUAUCUAUCCUUUUGUAUUGCUUCAUACGUGUUACAAACACUCCAAUUAACAUGUUAGGAUCUGGCACUGUCACACACUAUAAUUAAACUCAUUGCUUCAAAAGAACUCUGUGCAUAUAGCAAGUCUUUAGCACUUUCUGCUCCACAGUGUUCUACGCUAUGACAACAUCAGCACCUCAGCUGAUUUUAACAUCAAUGGAAAAUGAUUAGCCUUUCUGGCUUGAAGCCAACAAAGAUUAAGGCCCCGAUAUAAUUAAUGCGGUCCUGGGUCGAUACUGGAAUUGAUUCACUUGCACCCUGCACAGAUCAAGCUUUCAAGUCGGGUGCCUGACAUCUCCCAGUGACAUCAGCAGAAGAACAGACACAUUCAUGGGAAGUAACAUCCUCUUUCACAAGCCCUGUGCACAGCAUCCCACGCAGGUACAGCUCAUUUUGAAUGCAAAGCUUAAUAUUAUUUUUUUCCUAACAGUUUCCAGGAGGUAAAGAAUAUUAUGUCUCUUUGUUCUUGCAACUACAGACUCACUGACCUGUCCUCAUUUGGUUUUGAAAGUCGAGGAGCUGGAAACCAUUCUGCUCUCAUAUAAAUCCUGUCCUGGGAAAUAGCAGUUUUUAAUCUAUCCAAGUUCCAACGCAGGGAGUACUUCAGUGCUUCCCAUCACUGCACUUUCUAUUUAAAAACAAACAAACAAACAACGGAAUCAAAUUCAGAUUAAAAAUGCUAAGUGAGAUUUCUGUCUAUAGACCAAGUACAGAGUUCAGGUCAGUCAGGUUUGGUUGACAUUAAACCAAAAGGAGAGAAUGCAUUUUCUGUGGCUACACGCAAAACUAAUAUACUGAAAGAUUCAAGCCCAAAGCCUACUUUUAGGAAGAUUGUUCUGUCAAAAUUUGUUGACUUGAAUGAAUGAAAACUAGUGCAGCUGUCUGAUUUAAAUGCCAUCUGAAACUAUAACUAAAAACACUACACAAAGUAAUGGUGAGCUCGUGCCUACCCAAGGCAAGCAGGGAGCUGCUGGCUGCAGCACACACAGCUGCUCGGGCCCUGAGCACUACCCAGCAGGGGUUGGGCACCACAGCACCAGGGGAACUCUUCUGCAGCUUGCUGUGGUAGAUAACAACGAGAUUGAGUGUUCCUCAGGAGGAAAAAUAAUCUGACCUGUUUUAUUAAUACCAUGGGCAAUAACCUCAGGCACUAAUGCUGGUUAAGUAGUCCUUCAACAGCUAGAUAUUGGAGUGAGUCAAGAUGUGCUCCAUUCUUUAUGUUCCCUAGAACAGCCCUGAAAAACACACCGCAUAAAAGAUGCCAUGAAUCACCAAGUAAAGAAAAUGGCUUUGUUUGGAAUUGCUCAUCUUUCUUGGCCACGCAUUGCCCUCUGCUGUCCCACGUGUGACACCGCCUGCUGGGCUAAGCAGGGGAAGCUCAUUGCUGCACCAUUCCCUCACAUCUUGCUGCCUCGCAGUAACACUGCACAUCCAGAACACAGAGAAAGAACAUUAAUCUUAUUUGAAGAACAAAAAAAAAAAGAAAGAAAAAAAAAGGAGGAGCAGCCCUCCCUCAGAACAGCUUCCCUGUGACCCCGCUCCCCGCGGUGUCACUGCCUGUCCCCAGGAGCAGCGGGUUCAACCAACCUCCAAUCCCACCCUUCCAACAAAUGACUUCAGAGCGAAUGCAGCUCUGCACUCUGAAUGCCAGCCACCACCAGUGACACGCACCUCAUCUCUGCUCUUCAUCGUUGUGUCAGUUUUACCUCAUAUACAUUUUCCUCAUUUUGGCAGUAGAAGUGACCCAUGCAGGAGCAGAGCUCGUUAGUGAUGGCAGCUGCUGGCAUUUCUGGGUCCAGGACAGUCACCUGUGCUGAGAGAACUCAGCCUUGUGCUCUGUGCCUCUGCACCACAGACAUCCUGGUUAAAACCAACCUGUGAUUACUGCACCUGUAUUCCAAGUUAAGCCACAGACCUACGCCCCCUUUGUAACUGCUCCACACCAAUGUGUGAGCUUUUGCCAUGACAAAGCUGAAAAAAAACCUAAUUCUGAGUUCUAAGAAGAGUGUUCUUAUAACCAAAGUCGUUAAAAUUUGUGAGGCACUUCAAUACAUUUGUUGAGCAAUACAGAAGAAUGAAAACAUAAAUGAUGAGUGGUUACCCUCCUCAGGAUUGGGCCUGAAAAUAAUCUAAUUCUCUAAUAAAAUACCUGACUUGCUUUGCCUGUGUUCUUUAUAUACCAGUGUUGCAAUUGGCCUACAGUGCUACGAGGUGAAUUUUUAAUUGUAACUUAUUUUGUACAGUCCAUUUGAAAUAAUUCUGUAUAUCUAACUAUAACCCCUGGAGUUGUAACCCUACAUCUCACCUGCCAGGAUGUUUCAGGAUCAUCACCUAAAACAGAGCUGUGUUAUGCUGCAUGUGAUGCAUGUAUGCUGUGCUAUCAGCCCGAGAUAGCAAGUGGGGAGACGUGAUAGAAGGAUUCCUAAAUUUCCAGUCAAAAAUGCGAAAAAGAAUGCCCACGGAAUGCACAUCCCUGCCCAGGGCAGUGUAAGCACCUUUAGGGUUUUCUCUGUGUGCCCCACAGUGACAACGGUUCUACUGAAAAAUGAAGAAAAUUCACUUGCUUCCUUAAAUCCAUGAUGUUGCCCUUGAAUGCAACACCUACCAAACCCAGGUGACAUUUGUUAAUCUAUUAAUUAUUAAUCUAUUAAUCUAAAACUGCUCAUAGUAAAAUUGUGUGGCUAUGUGAAAUUCUCCAGAAUCAGAGCACUCCAAACAGGAGUCAGACUACGUGGAAACAUCUGAACCUUGGUCCCUACGACAGGCAGUUCUCAGAGCUGAACAGAAGCAGUUUGUUGGGGACGUACAAUGAAUGCCUCUGUCAAACUCAGGGUUAAUUUUUCAAAAUCCUUUAACCCUGGGAAAGAAGAUGAAGUGUCAGUGACUGAUUAAUGAGGAGGUCACCUAAAGGCUGAUGGUGCUACCAGGAAAUCACUUGUGUUAUUUGCCUUCAUCCAAGUGGUUGUGUAAUUUCACUGUAUUUUCCUUCUGUAACACAUACAACAAUGAGGAAUCUGGGCAGUCCUUUUCUUGAGGCUUUCUUACUUGUUUGUUGUCCAUUACUAUUAAGCAGAAGCAAAAUCUAGACACCAAAUUAGGUUUCUCUGAUUUCCACAUUACGUUCUUCAGAAGUCUCAUCAUUUUGUGGACACCAAAUGCUUCAAAACAUACAAAUACUUUAAUACAUAAAUGACUUCAAAGUCCUUUAAAUACAAUUCAUUCCAUGGUCUUGAAAAUACUCUCCCGCUGUAUUAACUGCAAGAAAAAGCUUGCACUGAUAUUUAUAUAGUACUGAUUUAAUCUGGCUCGUGCAAACCUUUUCAGUAUACUGCAGGGUUUAUAAUGAGGACCAGCAAAGCACUUUGUUUUAGAUGUAAACGAAGAGAAGAAGAUACUGUCAGAGGAUGAUAAAGUGAGGACUAAAGCUGGAGGAGCUGGCGGCGAUGUGGUGGGCGUACAGAGGUGACACCAACUUUAUUGAGAUGCUCCUAUCUCAGGGCAGUUCUGCUGCAGAAUGCUGUGGGAAGACACACCAUGCUGAAAUGCUCUGAGACAACACAGCAUGCCAUGAUAUGUGUGCAAAAGUAACAAGCAAUUGUGCUGUAGCUUGACUACAGCAGCUGAAGUCAUCUUUCUACAUUUGAUUCCCCAAGAGGCUGAAUUACACAUCGAUUACGGGAUCUAUUGCUUUUUUACUUGAAGAGUUACAUCUAUCUUCUGUAUCUCCAGAGAGUUUCACACGUAGCAAGUGGAGCCAAUCAGACUGACUUAGCUGAUAUCAGCUGAUAACAGCUCUGGCUGUUCUCCUUCAUGAACUCACACUGUCAUACUGAAAUUUCAUACAGCAUGAAUUGUAUUUCUCAAUGAAGUCUUCAGAAGAAAGAUUUAUAGUCUUUCAGAGUAGUAGUACAAAGCCCUCAAACGUUCUGAAAAGAAAAAUGCAAACCCAGCACUCAUGCUUUGGACUUUUAACGAUGUUCACGGAUUGUUUUGUAGUACAGCUCAUAGAAAGAAGCAAAA
Molecule: messenger RNA, 9045 nt
Organism: Gallus gallus (chicken)
Lineage: Eukaryota; Metazoa; Chordata; Aves; Galliformes; Phasianidae
Gene: RSPH14
Product: radial spoke head 14 homolog
Exons: 7
Coding region: 814-1836 (340 amino acids)
Molecular function (GO): protein binding
Source: RefSeq, a predicted model, not a curated record